Molecule: messenger RNA, 1563 nt
Organism: Pogona vitticeps (central bearded dragon)
Lineage: Eukaryota; Metazoa; Chordata; Lepidosauria; Squamata; Agamidae
Gene: LTB4R
Product: leukotriene B4 receptor
Biological process (GO): positive regulation of cytosolic calcium ion concentration; phospholipase C-activating G protein-coupled receptor signaling pathway; complement receptor mediated signaling pathway
Cellular component (GO): plasma membrane
Molecular function (GO): complement receptor activity; leukotriene receptor activity
Source: RefSeq, a predicted model, not a curated record
GGGAGGGGGGGGAAGUGAGGAAGAACUCACAAGCCACUUCCAUCUCAACUACCUGCUCAAAGGGAGGUGUGGACGUAGGCACCAGACAGCUCUCUCGGAGCCCCAGACAGUUGGAGGAGUCAGCGUCCGACGGAGAGUUUUGGACGCCGAGACAAGUUCUUCCUCUGUGUCUGACUUCCAAAUGGACCAUGAAUAAAUCGAGCACAAGCUCAAACGAAACGAUGCUUCAAGGAGCAACUCUUGGCCAAGCUGUCCUCUCGCUCGCCUUCAUCCUGGGUUUCCCCGGCAACACCUUUGUUGUAUGGAGUGCGUGUUGUCUGGUCCGCAAGCGGACGGUCACCUGUCUCCUCAUUCUUCAUUUAGCCAUAGCGGACUUAGCAGUGCUGCUCACUGCCCCUGUAUUCCUGCGGUUUCUGAGCGCCGGCAAGUGGGAAUUGGGAGAAGGUGUAUGCAAAGCGUGUCAUUACAUCAGUGGGGUCAGCAUGUACGCCAGCGUCUACCUCAUUGCCCUCAUGAGCUUGGACCGCUGCUUGGCGAUCUCCUGGCCCUUUGUCUCGCAGAAGAUCCGCACACGAAGUACCACCCGGGUAUUGGUGGCGGCUAUCUGGGUGGCUGGCGUCUUCUUAGCCAUCCCUGUCCUCAUCUACCGGAAGGAAGUAUUGAAGAACGAAAGGCUUUUUUGUGUGCUCUACCACCCCAAACCCAAACAUUUGGUCUUCCAUGCUCUCUUUGAAACCAUCACUGGAUUCGUGUUGCCUUUCGUCGUCAUCAUCUAUAGCUACGGGAGCAUCGGCCGACGGCUGAAGGAGACACGUUUCCGGCGGAAGCGGCGGACAAACCAUCUCAUCGGCCUCAUUGUGGGCGCCUUUGCUAUUUUUUGGCUGCCUUACCACGUGGUCAACCUUUUAGAUGUGACCGCUGUGUGGAGUAACUCCCAAAAAGUCCUAAAAGCAGGCAAGAUGGCUAGACCUGUUUUAGUGGCUUUUGCUUUCUUCAGCAGUAGUGUGAAUCCCAUCCUCUACGCUUUCAGCGGUGGCUCCUUCAUUCGCUCGGCUGGCUUUGGCUUUAUGGCCAAACUCUUUGAAGGAACAGCUUCGGAGAUGUCCAGCGUCAAGCAUGGCACCAUGCAAGACCAUCAACGCCGAGGAGACUCUAAGAACAAACCUUUAAAUAACGGGAGUCCUGAGUUGUUGACUAUGUCUACUCACCCAACAAAUAGUGGGUCAUCUCAAGAACGUGGAGAAGCUUCUCAACCUCUCAAGUCACCUUGAAGACCUAGUAAAGAACAGAAUGGAUGGUGGAUACUCAUGAUUUGAUUGUCAUUCUCUUGAUUUUUUCUGUGCUGCAUAAAAGAUCUUUCUGUCUCAUUGACGUUCAACCCUGGUUCCAUGUCUCCAUAUUUUGUAAUUCAUGCCAGCUGUACUGAUUUUGUUGAAAGGGAUAGCUGUUUAUAAGAGAUAGAGGGCAUUAAGCAUGUACAGAAUCUUUUUCUGUGUUUACUCCUACCUAUACAUCUAAGUAGAGAAAGAUGUAUCAAGCCCAUUUUGUGGACAGGAAAUCCUC